Fulvia fulva is the source of this 1500-nucleotide messenger RNA. RefSeq lists its product as uncharacterized. Gene Ontology annotation, cellular component: extracellular region. The coding region runs from base 1 to 1500 and encodes 499 amino acids. The transcript is spliced from 4 exons. The record is from RefSeq and is a predicted model, not a curated record. NCBI's taxonomy places the organism in Eukaryota, Fungi, Ascomycota, Dothideomycetes, Mycosphaerellales, Mycosphaerellaceae.
AUGAAGUUCGCCACUGCCGCCGCAGCUGUGCUGCCGUUCGCUUCCGCCGCUAUGUACACGAAGGAAGAGUACAAGUCUGGUGUGGUCAUGGCCGAGAUGAGGGCUGAGAAGGAGGCACAAUGGGCUGUCCACCGUGCCCGUGGCGACUACGACUCCAAGAAGUGGAGCAACUUCGGUGGCAAGGGUCCCAAAGGAGACCGCGUCAAGUGCAUCAACGGCAAGGCAGAAGCUGUCAAGGGCGAUCCACUCCAGACGUUCAGAUGCAAGGACAUUGAUAUGUAUGACUUCAAGUCUCAUGCCGAGCUUGGGUCUGCUACUGGCGAGGGAUCCGGCUCUUGGGGCUGGACCGACAAGCACUCCCGCCGUGAAUUCAUCGCCAUCGGCCAAGAAGACGGCACCGCCUUUGCAGAAGUCACAAAAGCCGGUAAGCUCGUCUACGUCGGCCGUCUCCCACAACAAUCCUCCCCAUCGAUCUGGCGUGAGAUCAAGGUCAAUGGCGAUUACCUCGUCGUCGGCUCUGAAGCGGUCGAUCACCAAGUCCAGAUCUUUGACAUGCGGAAGCUCUUGAAGCUGGAUCCAAAGAACCCGAAGACCUUCAGCACCCAGACCGAUCUUACUGGACUGUUCACGGAUAUGCCGGUCGGAAGGUCGCAUAAUAUAGUGGCCAACGAAGAGCUGAACUAUGCCGUUGCUGUUGGCUCGGCGCCGAGGAAUAGCAGCUGUGCUGCUGGUUUGAUCUUCAUUGACAUGAAGGACCCAUCCAAGCCCUUCUCACCAGGCUGCGCGCCUCAAGACGGCUACGUCCACGACGCCCAAUGCAUCGUCUACCGCGGCCCCGACAAGAAAUACAACGGCCGCGACAUCUGCUAUGGCUACAACGAGGACACCCUCACCAUCUACGAUGUGACCAACAAGCAAGGCCCCAACGCCUCCACCAUAAUCUCCCGCACCCCCUACAAAGGCGCCUCAUACACUCACCAAGGCUGGGUCCUGGACCCAAUGUGGCAAACCCACCUCGUAAUGGACGACGAACUCGACGAGGGCUCCGUCUCCCCAACCCGCGCAAACCCCGAAUCCCCCGCCCUCGAUGGUUUCCCCGUCACAUACAUCUGGGACAUCACAUCCCUCGAGGCACCCAAGAACACAGGUUUCUACAAAUCUGGCGUGCGCAGCGUGGACCACAACCAAUACGUCUACGACGGCUUAGCCUACCAGUCCAACUACGGCGCUGGCCUCCGCAUUCUGGAUGUCUCCACCAUCCCUGAGAAGCCAGACGGCUCUGCUGUUGAGGAGAUUGCCUUCUUUGACAUCUACCCCGAAGAUGAUGCGAUGCCCGGCGGAGGAGCUCCUUUGUAUGCCGGAACUUGGAGCCAUUACACGUUCCCCAGUGGAUACGUAGUGGUGAACACGAUUGAGAGGGGUCCAUAUGUGGUGAAGAUGAGCAAGUUCGCAGGACGGGGCAAGGGGAGGAGGUAUGUGAAGCGUGGACCGACAGUUUAG